Molecule: messenger RNA, 981 nt
Organism: Sebastes umbrosus (honeycomb rockfish)
Lineage: Eukaryota; Metazoa; Chordata; Actinopteri; Perciformes; Sebastidae
Product: pro-neuregulin-4, membrane-bound isoform-like
Exons: 5
Coding region: 334-696 (120 amino acids)
Biological process (GO): positive regulation of cell population proliferation; positive regulation of mitotic nuclear division; epidermal growth factor receptor signaling pathway
Source: RefSeq, a predicted model, not a curated record
ACAAAAACAAAAUGUAAUGUACUCCGUCUUAAUCUUCAGUAAGUAGUCUCACACAGAUGUCAACAUUGUCUAUAGCUCUAUGUAUUGCUCACACGCCACUAAGUGACACCAUUUAUGACACACUUACAAAAUAACCUAGGUAGUAUCCUGACGUUUACCUUGCCAUUUACAAUGUGGACAAACUGCAAUCACAACAUUUUUUCAGGCCAAGAGAGAAACACGCCUACAUGAAAGCGUCUUCAGAGCUCCAACAAAAAGCGGUUAGGAGCUAUUGUGAAGCGUCACUAUGACUCACCACAGAAACCUGCACUAACUAUCAAAAGCUGGGAUUUCAUGAGCUGGACACAGCAAGAAACAACUUUCCUGAUGAUGGCAGAUCACGGAGACCUGUGCGAUGGGCAGGAAGCCACCUAUUGCAUGAAUGGAGGAACGUGCUACAAAAUACCUGCCAUGAAUACACUCUCCUGUGUGUGCAAAGACAAUUUCAAAGGCAGCCGAUGUGAGCAGUUCCACCUCUUCAGCUCUAACCCCAAUGCAGGGCAAGCUGGGUUAAUGGCAGCCGUGAUCAUUGUUAUCGUCCUCAUCUUAGUGGUACUGGCAGUUGCUAUCUACUACAUACGCAAGAUGUUGAAAGCCAAGCAACAGAGCCGACAGAACAAUCCGCAACAGUAUUGGAAAGUAAAACCCAGAGUAUGAUAUUUCUUCUGAUGUACACUUGUUUCUCUUUUGGCUAUGUGUUGGGUGCGAUGAUGAUAUAAUUCUCAGAGAUGAGUGUCACUUACCUUAUUGGACUUGGUACUGUUUUGGGUGUGACUAUAAAAGGCCAAUAGGCAGGAGAAAAACUGCUGCACUGACCUUAAAGCUGAAGUCGGUAACAUUGAGCAAAUAUGAAACUAAUAUUUGUAUAAAACGGUCACUAUAUCCUGACAGUAGUGCAUGUUCCUCCUGUGCUCCUGAUGGCAUUUGCAAGAUUUCACAACA